This is a messenger RNA of Neoarius graeffei (lesser salmon catfish), 834 nucleotides long. RefSeq names its product serine/threonine-protein kinase pim-2-like. Gene Ontology annotation, molecular function: ATP binding; protein serine/threonine kinase activity. The transcript is spliced from 6 exons. Gene Ontology annotation, biological process: regulation of mitotic cell cycle; negative regulation of apoptotic process; protein autophosphorylation. The record is from RefSeq and is a predicted model, not a curated record. Gene Ontology annotation, cellular component: cytoplasm. Lineage: Eukaryota; Metazoa; Chordata; Actinopteri; Siluriformes; Ariidae. The annotation marks the transcript as partial.
CCUCUUGAAAAAAAAAUCCUCCCACUGGAGGUGGUGUUAAUGGAGAUAGUGUCCAAGCCUCCUUGCUGUAAGAAUGUGAUGGAGCUGCUGGAAUGGUUUGAGAUGCCUGAUUUCUUCAUCUUAGUGCUGGAGCGACCCGUCCCCUGCAUGGAUCUCCAAAAAUUCUGUGCAUUUAACAACUAUCAUGGGUUGAGAGGGGGAAACCAGAGCACCCAGAGAAAACCCACGCAGACAUGGGGAGAACAUGCAAACUCCACACAGAAAGGUCCCUGUCGGCCAUUGGGCUCAAACCCAGAACCUUCUUGCUGUGAAGCAACAGUGCCACGACACCUCCGUGCCAGCCGCGACAUCAAGCUUGAAAAUAUUCUGAUCAAUCUGGACACGCUGGAGGUGAAGCUGAUCAACUUCGGCUGUGGCAAGUUGCUGACGGACGAGGUCUACAAGGACAAUAAAGGAUAUGUUGAAGAGCCUACAACACAUCGGAAUACCAAUUACAAUUCACCAGGCACUCCAUGUUACUUUCCUCUUGAAAUGAUUCUCUCUGGCAAGUAUUUUGCCAUUCCUGCUACUGUCUGGUAUCUGGGUGUGACCCUGUUAUCAGGGUUUUUCUGUAAAAAAAAAAGAAAGUCUAUUCCACUGAGCACCAUUAAAUCCAUGAUUAAGAAUUUAAAGUACAGCCUUGUGAAGGCCAUUCACCUGAGUCAGAGAAGCAACAAGGAGGCCAGGGGUAACUCUGAAGGAGCUGGAGAGCUGGAGAGGCUCACAGCUUCGAUGGGAGAAGCUGUUUACAGGUCCAGACAUUCCACAAAGCUGGGGGCUAUGGAACAGUGGUGA